Molecule: messenger RNA, 1867 nt
Organism: Mytilinidion resinicola
Lineage: Eukaryota; Fungi; Ascomycota; Dothideomycetes; Mytilinidiales; Mytilinidiaceae
Exons: 7
Coding region: 208-1812 (534 amino acids)
Biological process (GO): acetate metabolic process
Cellular component (GO): mitochondrion
Molecular function (GO): acetate CoA-transferase activity; acetyl-CoA hydrolase activity
Source: RefSeq, a predicted model, not a curated record
CUAUCCUUCAAUUCUUUCCCUCUCCACUCUUCUGGAGCUCGUUGAUGGUGCAAGAAACUCUCUUUACAUUUUCUUCUCUCUCUUCAUAUUACGCGUCGUGGUCUCUUGUUGGACUCGUCUUUGCGCUUGUAUUUUCCUGAGAGGUUCGUGGAGCUGUGCUGUGGUGGGGUGAUCUGAAAACAGAGAGAAGCUUCAAUUGAACCCACGAUGUCUGCUUCUGCGCUGCUGAAGAGCCGGGUGAGGCGGCCGAGCUAUUUGAACAAGAUUGCGAAGGCGGAGGAUCUAAUCCAUCAUUUUCCGAAUGGCGCGUAUGUGGGCUGGAGUGGGUUUACUGGAGUUGGAUACCCCAAGAUGAUCCCCAACGCCCUCGCCACCCACGUCGAAAAGAACAAUCUCCAAGGCCAACUGAAAUACAACCUCUUCGUGGGUGCCUCUUCCGGCGCCGAAACCGAGAAUCGCUGGGCACGGAACAACAUGAUUGAGCGGCGGUCCCCUCACCAAGUCGGAAAAGAAAUCGCGAAAGGCAUCAAUAACGGCAAUAUCAAGUUCUUUGAUAAGCAUCUCAGCAUGUUUCCGGUCGAUCUGAUGUAUGGGUUCUAUACGAUGCACAAGCCAAAUCAGAGGCUAGAUGUCACGAUCGUGGAGGCGAGUGCAAUUACGGAAGACGGCGGGAUUAUUCCGGGCGCGAGUGUGGGAGCGAGUCCGGAGCUGAUUCAGAUGGCGGAUAAGAUUAUCAUUGAAGUGAAUACAGCUGCGCCCUCCUUCGAAGGCUUACACGACAUCACGAUGACGGAUCUGCCACCACGCCGGAAACCGUAUUUGAUCAUGGCACCCGAGGAUCGCAUCGGCACACCGCAUAUCCCACUCGAUCCGGAACGCGUCGUUGCAAUCGUAGAAUCAAACUAUCCAGAUCAGACUCAGCCAAACGCCCCCGAGGACGAAACAUCGCGAGCAAUUGCUUCGAAUCUGAUUGAGUUCUUGAAACAUGAGGUCAAGCAUGGAAGACUACCUGAGAAUCUUCUCCCUAUCCAGUCGGGCAUCGGAAACAUAGCCAACGCGGUCGUCGGCGGUCUUGCGUCCGGCGGUGCCAACUUCAAGAAUCUGAAAGUCUGGACUGAAGUCCUCCAAGAUUCGUUCCUAGAUCUUUUUGACAGCGGUAACCUCGAUUUUGCGACUGCAACAAGUAUCCGAUUCUCGCCAGACGGUUUCGAGCGUUUCUACAAAGGCUGGAAAGACUAUGCCCCAAAGCUGCUGCUUCGGUCUCAGCAAGUUUCUAACUCCCCCGAGAUUAUCCGUCGCCUGGGAGUCAUCGGAAUGAACACACCAGUCGAAGUCGACAUCUACGCGCACGCAAACAGCACCUGUGUCAUGGGCUCCCGAAUGCUGAAUGGACUCGGCGGCUCCGCUGACUUCUUACGGUCCUCAAAAUACUCGAUCAUGCACACCCCUUCUACGCGCCCAACCAAGACCGACCCCACCGGCCUUUCUUGCAUCGUACCCAUGUGUACGCAUGUAGACCAAACCGAACACGAUCUCGACGUUGUCGUAACCGAGCAAGGCCUCGCCGAUGUCAGGGGUCUCUCACCACGAGAGCGUGCUCGAGUCAUCAUCAAUAAGUGCGCUCAUCCCGAUUACAAGCCGAUUCUCCUGGACUACUUCGAGAAGGCUGAGUUCGAGUGCCUGAGGAAGGGAUGGGGUCAUGAGCCGCAUCUUCUGUGGAACGCGUUUGACAUGCACAAGCACCUCAACGAUCAUGGAACUAUGAAGCUGCCGCAUUGGGAUGAUAGGAGUAUCAGCAAGGCGAAGCUAUAAAGGUUGAGUUGUUUCUCUUGUAGCACGGAUUCUUGGGUAGAUUCGCAGAUAGAUG